This is a messenger RNA of Dunckerocampus dactyliophorus (ringed pipefish), 4616 nucleotides long. RefSeq names its product desmoglein-2.1-like. Gene Ontology annotation, biological process: homophilic cell-cell adhesion. The record is from RefSeq and is a predicted model, not a curated record. The coding region runs from base 117 to 3569 and encodes 1150 amino acids. Gene Ontology annotation, molecular function: calcium ion binding. The transcript has 14 exons. Gene Ontology annotation, cellular component: plasma membrane; desmosome. Lineage: Eukaryota; Metazoa; Chordata; Actinopteri; Syngnathiformes; Syngnathidae.
GGGUGUGUGUGUGGUACAAAUAAAGCGCUCCUCCCCUUAUAAGCCUCCCCCACUGUCCGUCGGCUCUCAUUUUACCAGGACCUAGUGUGGCCUUCAUUUCAUGGACUUCGCCAGUCAUGAUUUUAACGUUUGUGUUGCUGCUGUUGGCUGUCCAAAGCGUUGCUCCAGUGGAGGCUAACGGGGACGGCCUUCUGUCAAGACAAAAAAGGCACUGGGUUCCCCCGCCAAGACCUCUCACGGAAAAUAAGGACUACACUCAGGUGCCAUCGGUUGCCAAGAUCCAUUCCGACUUUGAUGAUGGCAAAGGCAACCUGAAGUACUUUCUGGAAGGUGUGGGGGCGAACCAGUCCCCUACAAACGUGUUUGUGGUCGACCAUAACACCGGGCUCAUUCGGGUGACCAAAGUGCUCGACAGGGAGUUCAUCAGCAUGUAUAAUCUGUCAGGCGUCGCUAAGUACAAAGAUGGCCGGGAGGCGGAGAAAAAAAUUGACAUACGCUUCAAGGUCGUGGACGAGAACGACAACUCUCCCAUAUUUUCUGCCAUCCCGCCUGGGGCGGUGAAUGAGCUUAGCCCUAUAGGGACGUCCAUCAUGCAAAUCACUGCGACUGAUGCUGAUGAACCAGGAAAUCCUAACUCUCAGAUCUUCUAUAGCAUCGUGGAUCAGAGCCCACCAGGGCCAGGGAACAUGUUCGCCGUGGGGAGUGAUGGAACCGUCUUUGUCAAUCGGGCUGACUUGGACAGAGAGGAAGUAGAUAUGUACACUUUGACGGUAAAAGGUCAGGACCUAAAUGGUGCGAGAGGCGGGAAUAGUGCAACCAGUACUGUCGUCAUUAAAAUCAACGAUGUGAAUGACAACGUUCCCACUCUGGAGAAGGAAGCGUAUGCGGGCAGCAUUGAGGAGAACACGUAUGGUGUGGAAGUGAUGAGAAUCAAAGCACAAGACCUCGACCUGAAGGGCACGGAAAACUGGGAGUCUGAGUUUGGUAUCAUCACAGGCAAUGAGGCCGGUUACUUCAGCAUCAUAUCGGACCCGAAGACCAACGAGGGCAUCCUCAUGCUUGAUAAGGCAGUGGACUAUGAGAAUGUAAAGAACUUGGACCUAGGGAUCGCUGUAAGGAACAAGGCUGGGCCCUAUAAUGUAGGCACCAUUAGUUUAAAUGGAAAUGGAAACAGUAAUGGAGUCAGUGAUGGAUCAUCAUCAUCCUCAUCAUCAUCAUCCUCAUCAUCAUCCUCAUCCUCAUCAUCAUCAUCAUCAUCAUCAUCAUCAUCAUCAUCAUCAUCCUCAUCCUCAUCAUCGUCAUGGCAAAGCACAACAUAUAGGUCGUAUAAGACCUAUCCCAUCAAAAUCAACGUAAAGAAUCAGCGUGAAGGACCACAUUUUGAUCCCAAAGUCAAGGUGAUUACCAUGUCAGAGGGAGGCUCCACCAGCAUUACAAACAUUAUUGCCCGCUACCAAGCGAUGGACCAGGACACUGGCAAAAUAGCUGAGAAUGUCAGAUAUGUUAAAGGUUCUGACCCUGACAACUGGCUCACCAUCGACCCAGACACGGCUGAGAUCAGGAUGAACAAGAUGCCUGACAGAGAGUCUACUUUCCUGGUCAACGGGACAUACUAUGCCAAAGUACUCUGCAUUUCAGAAGACAUGCCCUCAAGCACCGCCACUGGCACCGUGGCCAUCCAGGUGGAAGAUUUUAACGACCACUGUCCCACCCUGACAAGUACCAUCGAGACGAUGUGUAUUCCACAAGAUGCUGUUUUUGUCACCGCCAUCGACGAGGAUGACUUCCCAAACGGAGCACCUUUCACCUUUGAAAUCAUUCCAGAAGGCACUAAAGGCAAAUGGCAGGUGGAACAUCUUAAUGAUACUACAGCCCUCCUGAGGGCCCAGGAGUCCAUGUGGCCUGGUUUACACGAGGUGGAAUUGCUGGUGAAGGACGAGCAGGGGGUGGCGUGCCCGGAACCGCAGAAGGUGACGGUCCAAGUGUGUACCUGCAAGGAGGGAGUGAUGUGUGGAGUACGAGGUGGCCACAGAUCAGGGUUAGGACCUGCAGGCAUUGGACUGCUGUUACUGGGCCUGCUGCUGCUACUACUCAUCCCUCUUCUGCUGCUCUUCUGCCAAUGUGGUAGCGCUGCAGGCAUGCCAGGAGGCUUUACCGAGUUGCCAUUCGACACCAAAGCACACCUCAUUAAUUACCGCACUGAAGGCCAAGGAGAGAACACGGAGGUGCCGUUAAUGAACAUGCCAACACAAGUGGACACUGUGGACAUAGUGGCUAAAAAUGAAGCGAUCAAAACUUCCUUGUUUCAAGAGGGCUUGGCGAGUAACUUCAGAGAGUCCACACUAGGACUGAGGAACAUGCGAGGCAGCGGGUUCUACUCAGAGUAUGAAAGCAGAGCGGCAGCAGGAAGUUAUGACGACAUCGCUCUACCACAUCACAUCCUCAAACAGUACUAUGCUCAGAAGAUCAACAGUGGAGGAGACCUUGCAGUAAAGGAUGGUCUCUUGACAUAUGACUUUGAGGGCCAAGGCUCCUCCGCUGGCUCAGUGGGCUGCUGUAGCCUCCUGGAGGCUGACAAUGACCUGCAGUUCCUCGAUGACCUUGGGCCAAAGUUUAAGACGCUGGCAGAGGUGUGCGGUGGCAAGAACAUCCAACAAGAUGUUGUGAUCCCUAAGGUACCUGAACCCCUACCAGAACUUCCCAGGCUUCCACCAGUUGUACCCAAAGUAGAACAUACGGUUAUCAGCGAGACAGAUCGCUCUCAGGUACUGAAGGAAAACACAAUGACCAAAGUGGUGGAAGAGGUCGAAAAUCAAGGCCAGAUGUUCCUGCUCCAACAGCAGCAGCCUGUUUACUACACCGCCACUGCCCCUGUGCUGCAACCCAUGCAGUACGUGGUCCAGCCACAAGUCCAGAACACCCUGCUGCUGGCUGAGGCACCAGCUACUAACCUCCAGGGCAUGAUGCUAGCGGCACCCACACAAGGCAUGCUCGUGCAGGGGCAGACGGUGGUGUCUGGCGGGCAUGCCCAGGCCCCCGGCAUGGUGCUGGUUACUGGUCCGCAGGCGGCCCCUGCACAAGGCAUGGUAGUCCAAGGACAGAAGGUGGUCUCUGGUAGAAAGGCUCAUGGGCCUGGCGUGGUGCUGGUUACUGGCACCCAGGCAGCCUCUGCACCGGGUGUGGUACUUCAGGGACAAUCAGUGGUAACAGGUGGAAAAGCUCAUGCCCCCAGUGUAGUCCUGGUAGAGAAUGGUGGGGUCCAGGCUGGUGGAGGAAAUCUGAUCAACACUGGAGGCCUUGCAAGCUCCCACACCGUGAUAGAAGGCAAAGUCCCAUUAGGGAAAGUUCUAAGGUCAAGCCAAACCUCCCUCAAACAAGGUGGAAUUCUACUGCCAGGAGUAUCUGCUGGUGGACAAGCACAAACCCUCCUAGCAGAAGGAGGAGCGUCCCUGAAAAGCAACAUCCCAGCAUCUCAGACCAGCAUGACGAUUAAGUCAGGCACCACAGUGAGCAGAGUCCCUACUUACCGCAAAGUGGUGGUGCAGGAGGAGAAACUCACUGAACUGUGACCCCACCAAAUGACUUUUUAAAGCAACGGCAACUUUUGUCAAGACAAUUCCUCUAGUAUGUUCUUACUGUGCAUGCCAUUUCUGGUGAUGGGGGCCCUGCAGCAAUCUGUCUGAAAGUGACACUUUAUGUGGCUGCCUGUUUAUCCUUCAACAUCCUCACUGUCAACACACCCAUGGAAGGCAAUCUGGGAGACCCAACCAAGACCCAGAUAACAUUGUCUUCUAUGCAAUGAAGCCCACUGUGGGCCUACUCAUUUUUGCUACACCAAAUUCCCGAAUGUUCCUUUGGGUGUAUCCAUUGUUCACCCCAGUAGGAUAUGUUGGCUCCUAACCAACCUAAAAGAACAGUCCAGACGUCCACCAUCAAUUACCAUCUAAUCCUUGCUUGUUUAAUGUUUUAUGCUAUGGCAAAUGGAAUUACAUCAGCAUAUACUAUAUGUAAAAAAAUAACAACACAAUGGCAUCUACACAAGCUCCCAUUGGAUGGAAAUAUGCGGACAAUUUCAACAACAUUUUGGAGCAUUCAUUCCAAAUAUUGUAAAGUGUUCACUCAAGGUUGCGAGCAUACAAUUCUCCAAAAUAUCUUGCUAAAAUGGAGAAUUAAGAUUCACGGACAAAUAAGGACUGAUUGAUUCGUUCAUUGGCCGAAGGCUUUUGUCCAUAUAGUUUGUUUUCUAUUCAUGAUUUGCCCUCUCUACUUUCCAGAGUAAUCGGACCGUAAAUCAAACGUUUCUGCUGACUAAUUAGAAUCCUGGUGAGGCUAUGUCUAGUUAGGACCGGUGUAACAUCUCAAAACUGUACCCUGAGAUAAAUGACGGUAUUAAAGAGGAUGCUGCACAAGUGCUUGUUAUACAAAAGAGCACAUCAUCUCAAGUCAAGUGCCAAAUAGGUAUUCACACUUGUGUGUUUGAGUGUAACAAAAAAAAGCAUGUUUCUUGCAACAGGGAGAGCUAUUUUUGUUUUUAUAAGACAGGAGAAGGUUUUCAUUUAUUUUUAGUCUUGAAUUUGAAGAUGUUUUCUAUACAAGAAUAAAAGACAGUGUGGAAA